GGAGUGAUGCAUUGUGGGAGUCAACAACACAAACACGACAGUAUUUUGUUUACUGAGAACAUUGCCUUCUUCACUUAAUAUUAUACCGUUUUAUGUGUUGACACUUACAGGACAGCAGCCAUGGGGAGACGCAGUAUAAAUACCACCAAGAGUGGUAAAUACAUGAACCCAACUGACCAGGCCCGUAAGGAGGCUAGAAAGAGAGAGCUGAAGAAAAAUAAAAAGCAGCGGCAGAUGGUUCGAGCAGCAGUCCUGAAGGGGAAAGAUCCAUCACAAAUUAUUAUGGAAAUGGAAAAAAUUGACAGCAUGGAAUACAAUGUUGAGGUGCCACCAGCUCUCAGUGAAAAGGUACUAAAGGACAAGAGAAAGAAGCUCAGAGAGACUCUAGACCGAGUCCUUAAAUUGUAUGAGAGAGAGAAUCCAGAAUAUUGGGUUGAAAUUCGUCGUAUGGAAGGAGACUACGAGAAGAAAAGACAAGCACUAAUUGAGUAUUUUGAGUCGGUUCGACAUGCUCAGGCUGUUACAGUGGAUGAAAUUCCUCUACCAAAUCUUGAUAUGCCACCAGUGCCUGAUGCAUCAUUGCCAGAUCUACCACCACCUCCAGAGAUUGCUCCCUUGCCUGUGCCAAAUGCCCAUAUGGUUCCAUCUCAUAGUAUUCUUAAAAAAAUGUCAGCUUAUGUACCACCACCAGCUGAACCUAAAAAACCUCCAGGAUGUCCACCUACACUGCCUCCAGAACUUAGUGAUGAUGAAGAGGAUGAAGAACAGCCAAUGGAAACAGAACCAGUUGUUGCUGCUCCUGCUGUAGAAAAAGAGGAGAAGGAGGAAGAUGAAGAAAAGGAAGAAGAAGAUGAAACUGAAGAGAAGGAGAAAGACCAGCCUCGCAGUCGCACAAUUCGUUUUGAGGAAGGAGAAGAUUCAGAUGAAGAAAAGGACACAAGAGUUACAGUUACCAGUUCUAAAGGUCUUACCAGCUUACAGACCAAGUUGUUACAGAUGUCAGGUCAAGACAUAGAUGACUUCAUGAGAGAAACUGAAGUACUUUUCCGUGAAAAGGAGGCGGAGCGCAAGGCUGAUCUUAGGGCUCGAUUAGAUAAGCUGUAUGACGACGAACCUCCAAGACCCGCCCUAACCCAACCAUUGCUCAACAUGCCACCACCACAAGCUAGGGUGCCACCUGUUGCUCCUAUAGUCCUGCCUCCUGGUGCAUCUACUCCUUCACAGCAGCCAAUUCCUACUAGUCAGGGUGUACCCCAAGCUACUUUUCUGCCUUCUGCUCCUCCACCGGCAGCAGGCCCAGGAAGUGGUCCACCAGGUGUUCCACUUGUUACUUUACCUGUUGCUCCACCGGGCACCACAAUGUCUGUCCCACCAACCAGUGUUCCACUCAUUCCACCAGGUGUCACACCUACACCUGUACAGCCUACCACAAUUGUUGCUGCAGUUAAUCAUCCCACAUUACCUCUUGUAUCAAUCCCAGGGGUACCACCUGUUGUCCCUCCUGUUAUUCCACCUGUGAUUCCUCCAGGUGUACCUCCAACAGGUCCUCCAGGUGCUCCCCCUGGAGCUCCACCUCUUAUGUUCCGUCCACCUCCACCAAUGCGCACCAAUCUCCCACCUCCACCAGGAGUCCGUCCACCACCAGGGCCACCACCACAGGGUAUGCCUCCACGACUACCAAAUAUGCGCAUGCCACCACCAAUGCCUCCUCGUCUACCUAUGCGUCCGCCUGGUGUUCCACCAGGUAUGCCACCACCAGGUAUGCCUCCACGUGGUCUUCCUCCGGUUCACAACCCUAAUGUGUUGUCUGCGGGCCCUCAACUUAUUGCUCGACCCAGAGAAGACGACAAAAAACACUCCGCAACAAUUGAAGCCAAACCACAGAUAAGAAAUCUAAGUGCAGAUGUAACCCGCUUCUUGCCAACUGCUCUGAGAGUCAAGAGGGAGGACAGAAAGAAAUUGGGAAAAGCACAGACGGAUAUCAAAGAAAUGGGAGGAGGCAAGGCUGAAGAGACUGAUCGAAAACCUACCAAAGAUGACGCUUACUCACAGUUUAUGAGGGAAAUGGAGGGUUUAUUGUAAAGCUGUGCCUCAUAGUAUGCAGUUUAUCUCUAGUAAAUCUGUCACUUAAUCUGAUUUUUGUUCUCGGUACCCACCUGUGACAAGGUGAGUCAUGCAAUAAGUUCAUCAGCCAAAAUGCAAUUCACCCAUAUAGGUUUUAACAUGUAUUCUCCUAACAUGAAGCCUGAAGUAAAUAUUAAUUGACAUAUGUUGGUUAUGUGCUUCAGUAAGCACAUAUGAAAUAUUGAGUUGAUAAUCAUGUACAGUAAUAAAAUCAUUAUCUAUGAACAUAAGAUAGGUUAUUGGUGUCAGUAAUUGUUUAUAGUUUGGAGCUAUCAGUUAUCAAGUCCAACAAUUUUAAUUUCGGGGUGAUAUUGAGGCUUUUAAAGUAAACCCCAUGAUGGAUUAACCAUAGGUAGAAAAUUUAACUCAAGAAUACUGUAGUAGGUUAACAACAUAUGUGUAAUAUGGCAGUAAACAUGCUGUACUUCCAAAAUAAAAUUAUUGGACUUUUAAGUAGUUAAAAGA
Molecule: messenger RNA, 2589 nt
Organism: Homarus americanus (American lobster)
Lineage: Eukaryota; Metazoa; Arthropoda; Malacostraca; Decapoda; Nephropidae
Product: WW domain-binding protein 11-like
Exons: 5
Coding region: 121-2082 (653 amino acids)
Biological process (GO): mRNA cis splicing, via spliceosome
Cellular component (GO): spliceosomal complex
Source: RefSeq, a predicted model, not a curated record